AUACAUCGCCAUCGCUAGACAGGACUCCCUCCCUCUCUUCAUCCGUCAGCUCGUUAUCUAAUCUUCCUUCCUGUCCUGUCCUGUCCUCUACUGCCGUUGCUGCUGUCCCAACUGUACUGCUAGGUCACUCAAGAACGCGCCUGAUUUGCUGUUUCUACUGCGCCGUGGUAAAGCUAUGGAUUCCGCCCUGCUAUCUAUUGCUUCUGCUCCGCCAUUCGCUUCGCGCUCCGUGGCCGCCAAUCUCAAGGCAAAUCCGAAGCUCGGAAAUUGCAACCAGUCUACAUUUCUGGGGAAAGAAUUUGUUAAGACAAAGUCUUUCACCAGGGCACGCAUGAGUGUAGCUGUUGAGACUUCCAGAUUUAAUGACAUAACUAUGGCUCCUCCCGACCCCAUUCUCGGAGUUUCUGAAGCAUUCAGGGCAGAUACAAAUGAAAUGAAGCUUAAUCUUGGUGUGGGUGCCUAUCGAACUGAAGAACUUCAGCCCUAUGUGCUCAAUGUUGUGAAGAAAGCAGAAAAUCUUAUGCUGGAGCGUGGUGAAAACAAAGAGUACCUACCAAUUGAAGGUUUGGCUGCAUUUAACAAGGUCACGGCAGAGUUAUUAUUUGGUGCUGAAAAUGCUGUUAUUCAACAACAAAGAGUUGCCACCGUGCAGGGUCUUUCAGGAACUGGGUCUCUGCGGCUUGCUGCAGCAUUCAUAGAGAGAUAUUUUCCUGGUUCUAAAGUUUUGAUAUCAUCUCCAACAUGGGGGAACCACAAGAAUAUAUUUAAUGAUGCACGAGUUCCAUGGUCUGAGUAUCGUUAUUAUGAUCCCAAAACUGUUGGUUUGGAUUUUGAAGGGAUGAUCUCCGACAUCAAGGAAGCACCAAAUGGAUCGUUUGUGUUGCUUCAUGGCUGUGCACACAACCCAACUGGCAUUGACCCCACUCCAGAACAAUGGGAAAAAAUUGCUGAUGUCAUUCAGGAGAAGAACCACAUACCAUUCUUUGAUGUUGCGUACCAGGGUUUUGCAAGUGGAAAUCUGGAUAAAGAUGCAUCAUCUGUGAGGUUAUUUGUUGCCCGAGGCAUGGAGGUUUUCAUAGCUCAGUCUUACAGUAAGAAUUUGGGUCUAUACGCUGAAAGGAUUGGAGCAAUCAACGUUGUUUGCUUGUCAUCUGAUAUUGCACUAAGGGUGAAAAGCCAAUUGAAAAGGCUGGCUAGGCCAAUGUACUCAAAUCCUCCUGUACAUGGAGCAAGGGUUGUUGCUCACGUUGUUGGGAAUCCCGAGCUCUUUAAUGAAUGGAAAGAAGAGAUGGAAUUGAUGGCUGGAAGGAUAAAGAGUGUUAGACAGAAACUACAUGAUAAUCUGACCGCAAAGGAUAACAACCAGAAAGACUGGUCUUUUAUCCUCAAACAGAUCGGAAUGUUUUCAUUUACUGGCCUCAGCAAAGCUCAGAGUGAGAACAUGACGAACAAGUGGCACAUAUAUAUGACCAAGGAUGGGAGGAUAUCCUUAGCUGGAUUAUCUGCAGCCAAAUGUGAGUACCUUGCUGAUGCUAUUCUGGAUUCAUACUAUAAUGUUAGUUAGAUUCGAAUUUCGACUGUUAGCAGCUGGUAUUUGUCCCAUUCUGCCUACCAUUUGAACCUCAGGAAGUUUGAUAAGGUAUUCAAUUUUGCAUUUGAGUCUCCUUUGAUAAUGCUUGGAGAAAGCAAUUUCAAUUUGACUUGGAAUUUUGUGUUACCUCUCUGGAUUGGCAAGGGGUAAAUAAUAAAUUGUACUUUGUGAAAAUUUGAAGUUUGAGUUGAUUAUGACAAAAAGAAACCCCCACCCCUGGUUAGAUACAAUAGUAAUUUGUAACCAUUGCUGCAUGCAUUUGCUUUGAGUGAUAACAAAUUGUUCUGAACUCAGAAACACUUCUUGGUAGCAAAUCGACGCUGUGGAGAUUUUCUCUUGUAA
Andrographis paniculata is the source of this 1933-nucleotide messenger RNA. RefSeq names its product aspartate aminotransferase, chloroplastic. Gene Ontology annotation, molecular function: transaminase activity; pyridoxal phosphate binding. The transcript is spliced from 12 exons. Bases 176 to 1564 code for a protein of 462 amino acids. Gene Ontology annotation, biological process: amino acid metabolic process; biosynthetic process. NCBI's taxonomy places the organism in Eukaryota, Viridiplantae, Streptophyta, Magnoliopsida, Lamiales, Acanthaceae. The record is from RefSeq and is a predicted model, not a curated record.